This is a messenger RNA of Cyclospora cayetanensis, 4401 nucleotides long. RefSeq lists its product as uncharacterized. Gene Ontology annotation, cellular component: membrane. The transcript has 10 exons. Lineage: Eukaryota; Apicomplexa; Conoidasida; Eucoccidiorida; Eimeriidae. The record is from RefSeq and is a predicted model, not a curated record.
AUGGUGGGCUGGAUGAGAAGCUCUGCUAUGCCUGGGAUACGCCACCCCACGAUAGCACCACUUACUGGCCCUGGGAGCCAGUCCUUCACAGGGGCAGCGGGAGCUCAGGCGGAGGCUGCGCAACUGCCACAAGCAGACAGCUACAAAAGCUGCGGAAGUGCGUCUGAGAGCUACUCGGCAGCGUAUUGGACUCCCUGGGACUGCUGCCGGUGUGCGGCGGAGACUCGAGAUGCCAUGCUAGAGAAGGUUGCUUAUGUUUUUGGACGAUACGCGCUCCUUGUGUACCGACACCCCUUCAAGGACGCCGACGAAUUUAGAAUGCUAUUUCAAGGGAAUGUAACGCGUAGUGAGGUUAUCCUAAUCGCGGCGAACGAUGGGCGCAGUAAUUUGCUAGAGAAGACCUUCCUUGAUGCGGUUUGGGACAUGCAUAUGCGAAUCUUAGAUAUCAGGGUAACCGAAGAAGACGACGGUGAUAUGCUUGCCAACGCAGCAGCCGAUGUUGCAGCGGUCGGAGAUACAAUAGAACUGCCCAAGCGUCGGUUACAGCAGCACACACCGCGCUUGCAGCAUGACGGGGAACUGGCCCCAGCCAGCGGCAGGCAUAUCCAAGAUCUCGCAGGGUGGGAGAGCGAGCAGCAGACCCUACCCAGGCGACUGGCAUGGGGAGACCCUGUUGCUGCUAUGCAGCAACACUUUGUGCAGGAGCAACUCAUGCAACAACAGAGGCAACAGCAAAUCCAGCAGCAGUGGCGGCAGACGGGAUGGCCAACGACGAGUGGCGGGCGCAGGCGCCGCGAGGCGAUGGCUCCACCUGCACAAUCAAGACGUCAGCCUCAAACGCAAAAUCAGCCGUUCUCGAUUCCUCCGUCUACACAAGAAGAAGUGUGCGACCCCGAGAAACAACUGCCUCGGCUUCGAAUUACCGGAUUGGGUUGUCUGCCUUCAUUAGGUCCUGGAGAAUAUGGAUUUCAAAAUCUCUGUCUGAAGGAUUCCACGGGGGCGUGCGAAGCCCCUGAUGGUGUCAUUUUUGUAUACGGCCACAGACGGUACGAAAACGUAUUCUGAUUAGGGGUGUUGCAAACAACCACCGCGCGGUGUUAGCAGCAACGAGACCUCUGUCACAGGACAUGCGAUGCACUGUACUGCAGCUCCAUUCUUCGAAAAGCCACAUCGAGCAGGUAUCAGAUAUCGGACGAUGCCAAACUGCGGCCAUACGCGUUGCGUUGGGAGCGGCGGCUCUUGCAUCUGCUAGAGCAAGAAACAUUGCCGGGAGCUCACAUAGGGCUUAAGACAGAAAGGAGCCUAUCUGACGAGCUGGCUGCGAGUUCCUCUGCAGGGCAGGGGGGGGAAGCCCUGAUGGUGGCUGCUGCAGGGUGUUUGAUUGGGGUGUACGUGUGGGUGGUGAAUUUUUCCCGGUCUCAUUUGCGAUCUAAAGCAACCGUUUCUCUGACAGGUGCAGCGGCCGCUCUCUUGGGGUUUCUGGGGGGGGCAGGAGUCUGUUACAUGUUUGGGGUGCUAAACACGGGAACUGUAGCAGCAGCACCGCUGCUUGUUGUUGGCAUAGGCGUGGAUGAUACGCUGGUUAUCCUGCAUUCUUACAGUCUCACGGUGCACAAGCGGUCCGCAGCAGAUAGAUUGCAGCUCACGCUGCGGGAUAGCGGCGUGGGGAUCACAAUAACGACCCUUACAAAUAUCACGACCUUUGGAAUCGGGGCAUUCAGUCCAUACCUCGCAAUUCAGAGUUUUUGCCUCAUCUGUUUAUGUGGGCUGUUCCUCGGGUAUGUCAUGUGUCUCACGUUUUUUCUGGGCUUCCUCGCGUUGGACGCAAAGGCAGAAGCAGCAGGCAAGGUAAUGGGCGUCUACAAAUGUUACCCCAUGGAGGUGAUGGCAGAUUCUGCGAGGCCUAAAGCAGGAGACGCUUCGAACCCCGGGAAUACCCAGCUGAACCAGCCAGUGAAGCAGCAACUCAAAAUGCCACUGGGAACCUUGAAAGCGUUACCAACGCUGCAGUACCUCGAUAAGACGAGGCUGCCCGGCGCGGACGCGUCAGCUUUGUCAGCUUGCGCCAGCGAUAUCUUCCAAUGCAUUACGAUGCAGGUAGAGGCAGCACUACACCAGCAGCAGCAGCAGCGUCUUAUCGAAGCAGAGACACGCCGCUUGCGGAAGCAGCAACCCUCGAAAAAGAAGCAGCCGAAAAAGGCUCCGAGAACGCGCAAGAAAGCCGCAGGAGGUACACGGGCUUCUGCUUCCAAAGGACGACGCAAAAAAGGGUGCAGAUCCAGCGACUCGGAGGUUUCAGAACGGGUGCCUGCGAGAACAAGAAGACAGCCCGCGCGGAAGGUCAAUCAAAAGAAGAAGUCUAUGGAAACGUUUUGGUCGGCGAGGGCCUCUGCUAGCCAGAAAAGCGGCAAAAAACUCAAUAGCCAGUAUGGCACCAGUACUAGCAGCCGCAGCUCUAUCAAAAAGGUACAGCAACGUCAAAAGCAAAAACGGGCGAAGGUCCUAAGGCCUGCGCUCAAGGGCCGAAAGCAGCAGAUACAGCCUGAAGAACCCUCCGGGGAGGGCAUAGGCUCGGUGCAGCAGAUCGCAUCCCAGCAAGUUGCAAAAGAAAGCGGCAUAGUGCCCACUCCGCUGCCGUUGUUGCUUUUAGAUGGCAAGGAGUCAAAAAUAAAUGCGGUGUCUGUACGACUGGCAAGGCCACGGGGCACCACCGUGCAUUUCUACAGGAAGACCUCCUCCACGGCUGCUGCGCAGGCUCCAAGCUCCACAUUGCCAAAGCCUCAGCUUUCGCAGCGAAGUAAUCAACAAGGUAGCGACUGGAAAGACCGAAUGGUGGUGAACCUUUGCUACGGCUCUGGGGCUGCUGUAGUCGCAGCAGCAGCUGAGGCAGCGGAAGCCGCCUUCAGCACGACAGGAAGGAGCUGGUCCGGAGAACGGAUAGCGCGUCUUCAGCUACUGCAACGCCUUGGGAGGGAUGGCCUUGUCGAGCCUCAGGGGAAUGUUGGCAAAGGCCUCCGAAAAAUACUUGUUCGAUUUGGCGCACGACUCCUCAUGAACCCCUUUUUCAAGUUGAUGCUGCUCCUCCUCUUCGCAGGAGUGCUCAUUACAGCGCUGAUUGGAUGCGCACAAAUACAGACUGGACUUGAUCCUCGAAGCCUUACCAAAGAGGGAACGAUGCUCAAAAGAUUCUUCGAUAUGCAAGAAGAGUACUUUGGAGUGCACGGAGAUCCAGUCAUGGUGUACUUUAGCCAUCCGGAAACCAUUUGCGGGGCCGCUUUUCGUGUUGAAUAUGGAAAGCUUCAUGAACGCUUGAAAUCACAGAAAUACACGAUGGAGGUUCACGACGGCCUGUCCAUGUUUCUGCAGUCGCCGCUCGCCCGAAACGUCCCGGAACAGAGUACCAUGACAUGCAUGCAAAUGCUGUAUGCGUGGCUUCAGACUCCCUUUGGCUCCAGUUUUGCCAGCUACUUUUCGUGGAGCAGUGGCUUCAGGCUACGUGCCUGGGCGCUUUUGCUGGUGCCCAAGUACUUUCCUAGCACGCAAGAAAACAGCAACUUCAUGCACACACUCCGAGACGACUUGGCACAAUUUCCUCUAUUGAAUGGGGCAGCGUAUAACAGGAACUUUGUGUACUUUGAAAGCGACGAUGCGAUCUUGCCGCAGACAAUUAGCAGCAUGGCCAGUGCAGGAUGCGCUGUUAUUGUGGUGUCGUUGUUCUUGUUGCCCUCACUCUGGGGAGCGCUUCUUGUUGUUGCAGUGUUGUUACUCAUCGACGUUGUGAUUUUGGGCUUUAUGGCUCUAUGGGGCCUUCCCCUCAACUUACUGACGAUGGUGAAUCUCACCAUUUCCAUAGGGUUUUCCGUGGACUAUGCAACACAUACAACCCACGCCUUCUGUCACUGCAUGGGCCAGAAGAGGGGCAUGCGGGCCUUUGAGGCGGUUUUGCUUGUCGGUAGUCCGUUGCUCCACGGUGCGAUCUCCACCCAACUUGCUGUAGUGCCUUUGGCAUUUAUUGACAGUCCUGUUCUUGACGUGUUUUUUAAAAUGACCACACUGGUGAUUAUCAUUGGAGUUACACAUGGGCUGAUGCUCCUACCAGUGCUGCUGUCCCUACUCGGCCCCCUUCAGCAGUCGCAACAGAAAUUCUUACAGCAACUAAUGGUGUUGCAAAAGCAAUACGAACAGCUAGAAGAUCAGAUCGUUGCACGUGGAGGCAGCAGAGCCAACCCAAAACUAAAACAACAACGUAGGGCCCUUCGGCGCCUCAUUGAACAGCAGCAACAACCACCCGAGACCGUCAGGGAUGCUUGUGUUGAAUUCGCCAGGGGCCUGUGUCCAAAUGAUCCAAAGAACCCUUUUUUACGGAACAGCCGCAUUCGCCUAUGGGUGCAAUCGCGGUGA